This is a messenger RNA of Adineta ricciae, 1020 nucleotides long. Lineage: Eukaryota; Metazoa; Rotifera; Eurotatoria; Adinetida; Adinetidae. The record is from the annotation of a GenBank genome assembly.
AUGUCGUCUCAAGGAUUUUUCUGUUCCCGUUGUGGCGAAUCCUUCUCAAUUCGAAAUGAGCAUUUAUGUCGCGGAGUAGAUAAAGGAAAAUUUGAUUGUUUAUAUGAUAAAGCAGGACAUGUGCAAGAAAAGUUAAGUGAAAAAUAUUAUCAAUCAGAAGUGAACCAUGUGGUGGAGAAUCUUAAGUUUAAUAUCCUUAUUAUUGGUUCGCCGCGUGUUGGUAAAAGUCAAUUAAUCAAUGCGUUAACCAAUGGGAAUGGAAAAGCAGAGACAAGUCAAAGUCUCAAUUCCUGUACGAAGGAAAUUCAACCGUUUGCAUUGAAUAUAAAACCAAGAGAAAAUUCAUCGAGUAAACAAAUUAAAAUCACGUUUUAUGAUACACCGGGCAUUGAAGAUUGGAAUAACAACGGUGGAGUGACGAGUAUGACGGAUUUUAUUCAGAAAACCGAUCCCAUUUGUAUUAUUUAUUGUGCAUCACCUGGUUCAUUCGCUAAACUUAAUCAACUUCAUUCGAUUUUAGAGUAUUGUAAAUCGAAAAGUAUCUUUUGUGCGUUGGUUUGUACAAAUAUGUGGUCAGGAAUGCAACGGCAUGUUGUUAUCGAAGAAUUUCAAAAAGAACUGGUCUUCUUCGGCGAGAAAAUCGACAAAUACUCCAAUCAGAUACAUUCUCCUCAUCAUCCCCAUAAAGUGACUUUCUUUGGCGAUGGCGCACUGUGUACCAUGGUAAAUUCAAUCGAAUAUCACGAUCCGGAAUUGUCCGAUCUACGAAAACCAGUUCAAGGGAUAGAUGAACUCAUUCAUAGUAUUAUGGAAACACUCGAUCAAGAGAAAUUACUUGGAUGGUGUUAUGCAGUUCUCUAUCGACGAACUUAUUGGGAAAGAAUCAGUCAGAAAGUGGGGGGAUUUUUUACAUUACGAAUAGCAGACUUGAAAAAUCUUGUAAUGAGUUCGCCAUCCGAAACUGCAGAGAAUUUCUUAGUGUAUUUAAAACAAAGAUUUUUGAAGGAGAAAGUCGUUUAA